This is a messenger RNA of Antrostomus carolinensis (chuck-will's-widow), 811 nucleotides long. Its product is annotated as protein artemis. The annotation marks the transcript as partial. Gene Ontology annotation, molecular function: 5'-3' DNA exonuclease activity; damaged DNA binding. NCBI's taxonomy places the organism in Eukaryota, Metazoa, Chordata, Aves, Caprimulgiformes, Caprimulgidae. The record is from RefSeq and is a predicted model, not a curated record. Gene Ontology annotation, biological process: interstrand cross-link repair; telomere maintenance; double-strand break repair via nonhomologous end joining. The transcript has 9 exons.
CUUGAAACUUAAAUUAUACUGCUCACCGGUAACUAAGGAAUUGCUGUUGACUAACUGGAAAUACAAAUUUUGGGAGAAUCACAUUGUUGCACUGGAAGUUGAAACUCCAACUCAGAUUUCUUUAGUAGAUGAAACAUCUGGUGAGAAAGAAGAUAUAGAGGUGACACUUCUGCCAGCUGGUCACUGUCCAGGAUCAGUCAUGUUUCUGUUUGAAGGUGAAAAUGGCAUUGUGCUGUAUACAGGGGAUUUCAGGCUUGCAAAAGGAGAAGCAGCCAGAAUGGAGCUUUUGCAUUCAGGGACCAGAGUUAAAGACAUCCAGAGUGUGUAUUUGGACACUACUUUCUGUGAUCCCAGAUUUUAUCAUAUACCAAGCCGGGAGGAAUGUUUAAAUGGGAUCUUAGAGUUAGUGCGAAGCUGGACCUCACUGACUCGCUAUCAUGUCGUGUGGCUGAAUUGCAAAGCUGCUUAUGGAUAUGAAUAUUUAUUCAUAAACCUCAGUGAGGAACUUGGAAUCAAGGUGCACGUGAACAAACUUGAUAUGUUCAGAAACAUGCCAGAAAUCCUCUACCAUGUGACUACAGAUCGAUGCACUCAGAUUCACGCCUGUCGCCAUCCUCGGGAUGAUGAAUGCUUUCGAGGGAACAGACUGCCCUGUGGGAUGACUUGCCAAAAUGGAAUUCCCUUGCAUAUAAUCAGCAUCAAACCCUCCACUAUGUGGUUUGGAGAAAGGAUCAAGAAAACUAAUGUAAUAGUGAGGACUGGGGAGAGCACAUACAGAGCUUGUUUCUCUUUCCACUCUUCGUACAGUGAG